ACCUGAGCCGGCGAGGCGGCGAGGUCCUUUGCGCGCCGGGACCAAAUCACCUGCAGGCCGAGGGAGGGGCCGGCGAGCGCGGGGGGCUGCAGGGCCCCCAGUGGCCCAGGAGCUCCGGAGGACGAGGGUGUCCAGCCCCCACCCCCGGCCCAGCCAGCCUGCCUGGGAGGAGGCCCAGCUGCCGCCCACGUCGCGGCCAAGCCUCGGCCAUGGCAGCCCGGCUCGCCCUGUUCCUGGUGGCCCUGGCAGGGCUCCCUCUGGCCCAGGCCCUGGACUGCCACGUGUGCUCCUACAACGGAGAAAACUGCUUCAACCCCCUGCGCUGCCCAGACAUGGUGGCCUACUGCAUGACCACGCGCACCUACUACACCCCGACCAGGCUGAAGGUGAGCAAGUCCUGCGUGCCCACCUGCUUCGAGACCGUGUACGACGGCUACUCCAAGCACGCGUCCACCACCUCCUGCUGCCAGUACGACCUCUGCAACGGCGCGGGCCUGGCCGCCCCCAGGGCCCUGGCCCUGGCCCUGGCCCCCACACUCCUGGCCACCCUCUGGGGGCUGCUCUGACCCCCCACCCUGCCCGCUCUCCCCGCACACCCCAGGCCUCUGCCCCAGGCCCCUCCCCCAGGGCCCUGCUCCCAGGCUUUCGCCGUGGGCGCUGGGCAGUACGGGGCAGCGCUGGUUGGCUCAGUGGGCGAGGGCGGGGAGCUCGGCCCGCCUCUGGCCAAGGAUAGCCCUCUUCGGUCCCUGCGGUCACUGGCCCGAAGGGCGCCUGCCCAGCCUGCCUGUCUGUUGUGUGGCCAGGCCGGGAGGUGGGGCCACGGGAGGCCAGGGCAGGCCUGGCAGGGAGAGCCGUCCCUUCCCACCCCAGGGUACCUGGCGUCCGACUGUGGCCGAGUCGUGGGCACGGAGGGUCACAGAGGCAGGCCCGGCCCCCGUCACCAUCCCCGGAGGCACGGUCCAGCCUGCCCUGGGGGGCUCCCAGCCGCCCAGAAGCUGGUCAGUGCGACGGUGAUGUCCUCUUGCUCAGCCAGGUCCCACAGGCGGCUGGCCACAAAGCUGUCUCUACCUCCGGCCUGCUGACAGCUGACCCCACGGCUAUUUUGGGCCAGGAGGGAAGGAGCAGUCUCACCCUGCUUCCCGCUGGCUGCAGCCUGGGCGCCUGGGGAGUGCUGUUUGCGGGGGCCAACUGCAGCCCCCAGAGUCAGGCUAGCCAGGCUCAUGGUCUCUCGGCCACAAGGGCACUCAACAAGGGGGGGGGGGAGCUGCCGGGGCUUGGGGGAGCAGGCUGGGGGUAAGGAGAAGGGGGGGAGCCACAGGGAGGUGGGGAGCGGGCAGCGCGAGGGGGCGUGGGGGACGAGCCAGGCACCUGCGGCUCCCCAGUCCACCUGCCUACCCUUCCGGGUCCAGGGAGCCAGCUGGCCUUGCCCAAAAGCCCUCAAGCUCCCAGGCCCAAAGGGCACCUGCCGGCUCCCGGGGCGGGCGGUGGGCGGGCCAGGGCUAGUGGGCCCACCUCUGGGCUCGUGGCCACACUCCCUGUCCCCAGGCAGCCUGCUUGUCCCUCGGGCGGUGGCCCUCAGCGGACACCUGCGUGGCAGGGCCCGACACCUGGGUCGGGUCAGCAGCUGUGCCCGCUCCAGGCACGGGAGGGAGCGGGGUGCAUCCACUCCCGUGGCCGCUGACCUGCCACGCUUGGGGGACAGUGGAGGGACUGGGGCGCCCCCUGCCCCGGCCCACAGCCAGCCCUGACCCGCAUCGCACCUGCAGGCAUCCGCUGUCUCCUGGGUCUCCUGGCCACUGCAGGCGGCAGUCCGUGGUGGCCUGCCUCCUGGGCCCGCGCGAGUCCCCUCCCGCCACCCGCUUCCCAGCCCCAGCUCCCGGGCGCCCGCCCGCCCGCGCCCCCUGCCCGGAGGACCGAGGGAAUAAACAGUCGAGAAGCCUC
Condylura cristata (star-nosed mole) is the source of this 1941-nucleotide messenger RNA. RefSeq names its product ly-6/neurotoxin-like protein 1. The transcript is spliced from 4 exons. Lineage: Eukaryota; Metazoa; Chordata; Mammalia; Eulipotyphla; Talpidae. The record is from RefSeq and is a predicted model, not a curated record. Bases 210 to 566 code for a protein of 118 amino acids.